AAACAAAAUAAUAAUGUUCUUCAUGUUUUUGAUUUAUAUUCUCUUUUAACUACAAGUUAUCAUCAUUUUGUAAAUCAAAGUUGUUUAUUGAGUUAAUCUUUGCAUUUAUUUUCAGAAAAAAGAAAAUACACACCAUGAGAAAAUGGUUGAACUAUCCCUUUACAUGUUUUACACAAAUGCUUGUUUAGUCAACUAUUGUCUUACAGUAAAGCGAUUAAGUGUUUUUCUUUUUAUUAUUCCAUUUAAUCAAAGUUGAUUGUUGAGUUAUAACUUCAUUGAGUUAUAUUUUGAAGUAUAAUUACUGAAGUAUUCGUGUUUAAUCAUAGAAAAAUGUUUCUUAGAUUUAAUUCAGUUAAAAUGAUUCUUGAGCAUUCAUUGAAUGACUUUUAGUCCAUUUAAACUGUGUCAAAGUACACUGUUGUCUCCAGAAACAGGUGCGAAAAUUGUUCUCCUUGACAAGAAGCAUUGUACAGUCUCAACAAUUUCUCUUUUCCCUUCUGUUUACCAGAGUCAAGGUCGUGACUAGUUUCUCUUCUCUUUAGAAAAUUAACACACGAACCUGGCUCAGUGAGUCUGAAUUUGAAUGAGGAACGAAAUACAAGUUUUUCGUCUCAUCUGAACUUCCUGCGGGAAGUUCAGCUUAACGGGAUUCUUUUUCUCAAGAGCUAAUGAGAAAAAGUCUCCUGUCUGGAGCUAAGGCAACAUCAGCCUUAAAUCCAACUUUGAACUUUUUUUCCUGAAAAGGGCCGGACUGCCGAGCUGAAGCUUGUCUCUUGACUAAACAGCAGAUUCUCUGCGAUGCUGUAAACAAAAACCCUGGGGAGUUUUGCUGACCACCCUCCUGACCUGCCUCUGUGACGGUGAAGCCAUCAACAGGUAGAGACAAGGAUUUUGUCAGCUAGAGAGUCCAGCUGAGUGGGAGACGGAAGCUGAUCUGGGGUUGUUCUGGUAAUCUUGAUAAGAUAAAAAGUUAAAACUAAGUAUUUACUAAUUCUCUUUUCCUCCUUUCUUAAUCUAAACCUUGCCAUAAGUUAAAAUGUCUGUAAACUAGUUUUUAUAACAUCAGAGACUGGUUUACUGUUUGUUCAAUCCUGAGUGUCACAGUUCAGUAGUUGUCUUGGACGCAAAACAAUUAAUGGAAUGUUUGACUCAGAAAGUUUGAUUGUUAAGCUUUAAUUGUAUAUAAUUAAGUUCAUUUGUCUGUAAAUAACUUUAUUUUAGAAAAUUGAACUGGACUUUUUCUCACUUCCAUUCUGAGAGGUAUUGUCUUUCAUAAAAUAACUCAUGUUUCCUCAGUAAUUGAGAAGAUGUGGAACCCUGGUGGACAAGGUUCUUACAGCAACAAGGAAGAAACCAUGUUGAUCGUUUGUGGACUAUUUUUACCAGAGGAAAAACAAUUCCAUAGGACUUUGAACAUCCAGAAAACUUUCUGGCAGGACAUUGAGAACAUCUGGAGUCCAGUCCUGCAGUCGUUAAAAGAGCUAUCUGCAGCAGAAAUACAAACAGGGAGUUGGAUUCCUGUGUGGACUUGAGUAAAUCCAGGCUGUCCGCCCCCUUUAUAAAGACCUGAGGGAACCCCCAUCAGAGGAUUAGAGAAACGCCAGCUGGAAAAGUCGCUCCUGGAUUUUACGAGCUGCAUGUAAUCGAGGUGAACUCUGGAUUUAUUGACAAACUUGGAAGAAGGAGAGAAUUCUUUUUUUUUUAUUUCACAAUCUCUUUAUUGAAUCCGUGCAAAGUGAACCAUAAAGUGCAAAAAUCGAGUUUCAAGAAAAAAAGCAGUUAGUGAUGUUGUCCAGCGUGCGGCGGCACAGCCUCCGCCUGCAGAUGGAGCUUCACCGGUGGAGCAUCUGCGAGCCGGGCAGCCACCUCCUGCCGGACGGCCUGUUGGCCCGGGUGCCCGCCUGCAUCGCCCGCUCCAAGUCGUGCACCAGCUCCGCUGGGGAGUCGGACGGCAGCCGCGGGAGCUGGUCGUCCUCGGACUCGGUCAUCUCCUCCGACUCGGCAGGUGGGGAACAGUCGGCGGAGCCCGGCAGCCCGUACAGGGUGGUGCUGCUGGGGGGCAGCGGGGUCGGAAAGACCGCGUUCGCGAGUAUCUUCGCCGGUGCGGCGGACAGCAUGGACAGCGAUGACUGCGAGCUGUGUGGAGAUGAAGUGUGUGAAAAGGAAAUCGAAGUGGAUGGAGAGACUGCGACUAUCAUCCUGCUUGACACGUGGGAUGCAGAGAUGGAGAACGACUGGGCCCUGGAGCGCUAUGUGCAGACGGGCGAUGCCUACUUGCUGUUGUACUCCAUAACUGACCGGGCGUCAUUCCUGCGAGCUUCGGAGCUCAGGAUCUCCCUGCGCCGCCUCCGCCCUGCCCGCCACACCCCGAUAAUCCUGGUGGGCAACAAGUGUGACCUGGUGCGGCGCAGAGAAGUGUCAACAAAUGAGGCGCGUGCAUGCGCCGCUGUGUUUGACUGCAAGUUCAUAGAGACCUCGACCGCCAUGCAGCACAACGUGUGGGAGGCCUUCUAUGGCAUCGUGCGACAGCUGCGCCUGCGCCGAGACUCCAAGGAGAACAACAAAUGUCGCAGGGAUGCACACUGCAGCACACGCCGCGAGAGCCUUCCCAUGAAGGCAAAACGGUUCCUCGACAAGAUGGUGGCAAAGAACAAUCCCAGCAUGGCGUUCUGGCUCAAAUCCAAGUCCUGCCACAACCUCUCCGUGCUGUGAACACACAGAUCCACGACCGUAUGUCUGAGCAGUUAAAGAAGUUAUUGCCUGCAGGUGAGAGAAUCUGUGGACCGAGGCGGUGGAAGCCAUGCUUCCUAAAAAGCUAUAAGUUGGGAAGGCUGGUCCUCGUGACGAUCACCAUCCAAUCGCCUUUCAGCUCCUGGUGUUUUGACAGAAGUUUGCAGCUUGCAGUCUAAUAUAGGCUGAGUGGACUGCAGUCGUGUUGGACAUGCUUGAACAGAAAUCUUUCCUAGAGCCUCUGAUGGAAAAGAAAUAAAGGAAGUGAUUUUAUUUAAUUUUUUGUUUCUGUUUUUCUAUCCGUGUUAUUCUGUAUUUUUGCCAAAUUUGUCAACUUCCAUCCUGAAGUGCUAAUAUCCUUCUAAGUAUUUUUAUUAUUUAAGGCAAUUUGACUUGUGUGACAUAUGAUUUUAGGAGUUGUAAAUAAAAAAGCAGAUUUAUUACAGCACUGAUUCACUAGUUUCAGCUCUGCUCUGUGAAAUAAAGUGACACUUUGGUUGGGAGAAAGAAA
Molecule: messenger RNA, 3241 nt
Organism: Austrofundulus limnaeus
Lineage: Eukaryota; Metazoa; Chordata; Actinopteri; Cyprinodontiformes; Rivulidae
Gene: gem
Product: GTP binding protein overexpressed in skeletal muscle
Exons: 6
Coding region: 1786-2712 (308 amino acids)
Biological process (GO): negative regulation of high voltage-gated calcium channel activity
Cellular component (GO): plasma membrane
Molecular function (GO): calcium channel regulator activity; GTPase activity; GTP binding
Source: RefSeq, a predicted model, not a curated record